Molecule: messenger RNA, 1057 nt
Organism: Urocitellus parryii (Arctic ground squirrel)
Lineage: Eukaryota; Metazoa; Chordata; Mammalia; Rodentia; Sciuridae
Gene: Psmd9
Product: proteasome 26S subunit, non-ATPase 9
Biological process (GO): proteasome regulatory particle assembly
Cellular component (GO): cytoplasm; nucleus
Molecular function (GO): protein binding
Source: RefSeq, a predicted model, not a curated record
GGAAGCCGGGCGUCCAGGAUCCCUGAUAGCGGCCCGCGAUGUCGGAUAGGGACGCGGGGCAGAGUGGAAGCUCGUCGGGGGCCCGAGCGGCGACUGUCAGCGACAUCCACGAGCUGAUGCGUCGCAAGGAGGAGAUCGAGGCUCAGAUCAAGGCCAAUUACGAAGUGCUGGAGGGCCAAAAAGGAGUUGGGAUGAACGAGCCACUCGUGGACUUCGAGGGCUACCCCCGGGCAGACGUGGACGUGUACCAGGUUCGCACCGCGAGGCACAACAUCAUCUGCCUGCAGAAUGAUCACAAAGCGGUGAUGAAGCAGGUAGAAGAGGCCCUACACCAGCUGCAUGCUCACGACAAGGAGAAGCAGGCGCGGGACUUGGCUGAGGCUCAGGAGGAGGCCAUGAGCCACAGGAUGAGCCACAAUGAGGGCCACGGCCUGUCACAGGCCUUCGCCAAAGUGAACAGCGUCAGCCCUGGCUCUCCAGCCAGCAUUGCGGGUCUGCAGGUGGAUGAUGAGAUUGUGGAGUUUGGCUCUGUGAACACCCAGAACUUCCAGUCGCUGCACAACAUUGGCAGUGUGGUGCAGCACAGCGAGGAGAAACCCCUGAAUGUGACAGUAAUCCGUAGAGGGGAGAGACAGCAGCUCAGGCUUGUUCCAACGCGCUGGGCCGGGAAAGGCCUGCUGGGCUGCAACAUCAUUCCUCUGCAAAGAUGACUGUCCCUGGGAAACAGUAACAGGAAAGCUUCUUCCCUUGCCCUGCCCGAGGGCCUGGUGGGAAUUUCCUCAUUCUCUUCACUCCCAAAGAGUAAGGAUCUGGAAGAGGCUGGAAGCCGGACGUCUAGGUGGUGGAGAUGCUGUGGCCUCCCAAUGUAUCUCUCUGGAUUAAGUCAUUAAAAACGAGAUUUGUGCUUGGCAUCUUUGGCACAUUGGGCCAUGUCCCAAAAUGGGAAUUCUCUGGAUUGUGGGCAAGUGGGCGGGAGUUAUUCUGGCAGGUGCCUAUGUGACUUUAUUCCUUUAGGAAUUUUGUUUUUCAAAUAAACACUGUUUUUGCAGUUCUGAUA